CAGGUGUGUGUGGCGAAAGGGAUGAUGUCAUUGUCUUGCUGAGUCACCUGGGAGACGGCCGCCUAGUGUAGCGUGGCCCGGAGAGAGAUAAAAGAGGAGGAGGAGGAGGAGGAGGCAGAAGGGCUGCCUUCAUCACUCGUGCUUUUCUCCCUGUGGAGGCGUCGGUGUGAGGAAGCAGGCCCAGCAGAGGAGGAAGAGGAGGCAUUGGAUUCCUGCUGUUUGUCAAGACCUGUGACCCCUGACCUCUGCGGUUAUUUCUGCUGUUCAAGAGGAGGAUGCGAGUUCACGGCUCAGCUGCACACAUUGCCGCGUGAACACACCUGCAACACUUGGAGAGGGAUGAGCCCUUAAACGGUUCGCAGUGUAAAGAAGAAAAACUUUGGAAGUUCACUCAUAGUUCCCUCAUCUCCUCAUAGUUUCUCGCAGUUUGUCUUUGAUCCACUUUCUUGCUCCUUUCUGCCGCCGGGAGACUUGAUUAUAUUUUAAAUUGGGUCCUCCCCUGUGGCGGCGGAAAUGUCUCUGUCUCCUUCGACACGAGAACGAAAGACAGGAAGUUGACUCCUGCUAGGAGCGAGGCCGAGAGACCAGGAAAGCGAGAAGAAAGAGGAGAGAGCCGGGAAAAUGUCGUGGAAACGGAACUACUUUGCGUCCGGUGGUGUCAGCGGCGUCGGCGGAACCGGCGCUGGCGGCAGCAAAGGUGGCGUUGGGAUGCAGGGGAUGUUGACGCCUCGCACCAUGACGUCCAUCGCUCCCAGUAAAGGGCUGAGCAACGAGCCGGGACAGAACAGCUGCUUCCUGAACAGCGCCCUGCAGGUCCUCUGGCACCUCGACAUCUUCAGGCGCAGUUUCCGUCAGCUGACCACUCACAAGUGCAUGGAGGAUUCGUGCAUCUUCUGCGCUCUGAAGAGUAUCUUUGCUCAGUUCCAGUACAGCAGUGAGAGAGUUCUGCCCUCCGACGCUCUUCGCAGCGCGCUCGCCAAAACCUUCCAGGACGAGCAGCGGUUUCAGCUCGGCAUCAUGGACGACGCCGCCGAGUGCUUUGAAAACAUCCUGAUGAGGAUUCACUUCCACAUUGCAGAAGAGACCAAAGAAGACAUCUGCACAGCCAGACACUGCAUCCCACACCAGAAGUUUGCCAUGACGCUGUUCGAACAGUGUGUGUGCAGCAGCUGCGGGGCGUCCUCGGACCCUUUACCUUUCAUUCAGAUGGUCCACUACAUCUCCACCACCUCUUUGUGUAACCAGGCAGUGAAGAUGCUGGAGACGAGGGAGAAAGCGACUCCCGGCAUGUUCGGGGAACUGCUGCGAAACGCCAGCAUGGGAGACCUGCGCAGCUGCCCCAGCCAGUGUGGCCAGCAGCUCAGGAUGGCUCGCGUCCUCCUCAACAGUCCGGAGAUCAUCACCAUCGGUCUGGUUUGGGACUCGGAGCAGUCGGACCUCGCAGAGGACGUCAUUCACACCCUGGGGACCUGCCUGCGUCUCGGGGAUUUGUUUUACAGGGUGACUGAGGAGAAGGCUCGUCAGUCCGAGCUCUACCUGGUCGGCAUGGUGUGUUACUACGGGAAACACUACUCCACCUUCUUUUUCCAGACAAAGAUCCGACGAUGGAUGUACUUUGAUGACGCACACGUCAAGGAGAUUGGUCCUAAGUGGAAGGACGUGGUUUCUCGCUGCAUCAAGGGCCACUACCAGCCUCUGCUGCUGCUGUACGCCGACCCGCGGGGAACGCCGGUGUCGGUCCAGGACCUGCCCCCGCGCUUCGACCUCCAUCACCUCAACAAGGCCUGUUACGACAGCGAGGACUCGGGCCGCGAGCAGUCGAUCUCCAGCGACACUCGCACCGAUUCGUCGACGGAGAGCUACUCGUCCCGACAGCCCUCCCACUCGCACCAUGAGUCCCUGGCCAGUCACUACUCCUCUGACUCCCAGGGAACCGUCGUCUGCACCGAGCGCCCGGAAGGAGCCCUGCACACUUCGCUCUGCAGCCUGGAUACCGUAGGCCACUUGACGGACGGUGAGCAGCACCAGUCUCUGAGGAAGGGAGGCGGGGCCGGGGAUAGGAGGCGGAGCUCUAGCCGCCACCGGCGAUCUAAACUCGACAACGAAGCCCCGUCGGCUGGUUACCACAGUGAGGGAGAGACUUUGAAGGAGCAACAGGUUCCUCGUCACCUCCCCAAACCUUCCUCCUCCUCCUCCUUCUCAUCCUCAACCAGUCGCCUCAGAGACUUCAAAGAGACCAUGAGCAACAUCAUCCACAGCCGACCCCUCUCCUCCUCGUCCUCCUCAUCUUUACCGGCUGCCGUCCUCUCCUCUGAAAUCCACUCCUCCGCCAACAACCACCUCUAUCCUGCCACCAUUUCACCUCCCUGCCCUCCCUCUAGUAAACCGCAUGACUGGGAGGCCGACAGCACCAGCAGCGAGUCCAAGUCCAGCUGCUCGGGCGGAGCCGGUCCUGGGAGGUACCGGCCAGCAUGGAGGCCCCGCAGGGAGGCGCUCAACAUCGACAGCAUCUUCAAUCGCGAGAGGCGGAGGCAGGCGGGGUACAGCCCGCUCGGAGCGUCACUGCUCGAGGACCGCGGGGCUCCGGGAGGAGGGGGAGAAAACUCCUCCUUCCCGGCCCAGGAGGACGCGAGCAACGUCGGGCCGGGCUCCUCCUGGACUCUUCCCACCACCUCCGCCACCCGUACAGGAGGUGGCAGUGUGCCUGGAAGUGGCAGGGGCAGUGAACGACAUGCAGACUUGCCUCCGCCUCCUCCCCCUCCUCCCAGGCUGAUUCAGAGGAUGGAGAGCGGAUAUGAGAGCAGCGAGAGGAACAGCAGCAGCCCAGUCAGCCUGGAACUGAACGUGGCCGACAGGGACUGCGUUGUGAAGAAGCCUUCUUCCUCUUCCUCAGGACCUGCAUGGAGGAACAUCAGGUCAAAGAGCAGUGGAGCAUUGCUGCAGGAACUCAGUUCCUCCAACAGGAGAGGCCUCGCAGCGACAUCCGUUGGCCGCAGCGAGCUGGACGACCUGCAGGAGGAGGUGCAGAGGAGAGCAAGGGAGGAGGAGCAGCAUCGCCGGCAGGAGAAGGAAAGGGAGGCGGCGCUCGGCUUCAACCCCCGACCCAGCAAAUACUUGGACCUGGACCAGCUACAGAUCGAAGGUAAAGGCGAUAGCUUUGAGAGAUGUGUGUCAGAGGCGGAGCUUCUGCUGGACCAGUCGGUGCGUCUGGAGCAGGCGGGCGAGGUCUCUGCCGUGCUGUCGGCCGUCAACGAAGCAGUCUCCAAACUGCAGCUGGUGGCAGUCAAGGGCGGAGCUAGUAAUCAAAGCCGGCUGCAACGCUGUAUGAGAAGAGCCCGCAGCCUGCAGCAACGCAUGCAACUGCAGCAGCAGGACUCCGAGGGAGUCAGACAGCAACCACAGCAGCAGCAGGAGGAGGAGGAGGGGCAGCAGCUGCAAGAACAGCCCAGUGAAAAGCCUCUCUCGCUCCAAAUACUUUUGACAGACAGACAAUCCAACCAGUCGGCCGCCAGUCAGGACCAUCCGGCCCCGCCUCUCUCUACCUGCCUUGUUAAGCCCCCCCAUCCCAAACCCAGCUCUGUGGCCCAUACAGGUUCACCCAGAGACAACAGCAUGACUGGAGGCCCCUGCUUUGUCUUUGGGAAACCCCUCACCAACACUAGGUCCCUCCCUGCCCUGUGCGUGGACAACUUGGAGGAGGGCCCCUUGGGAGACUUGGCCCCACCCCCUCAAUCUGAGGAGGCGGAGCAUCCUCCCCAAAGGACCAGAACGGCCCCUGUCUGCAUCCCAGUGAAGGCCCCGGCACCACCCCCACCCAGGCCAUACUCUCAAACCUCUUCACCUGUUGGCACCAAUGACGGGGGCCAUCCGAUGAUGGCGGAGUCGCCUCAUUCCACCCGACACCCACAUUGCAUGCCCCCCGCGGCCAGCCCCAGGGUAGCCCCGCUCCCAUCAUCCUACCCAGCCAGGAAUUGGUCCUGCUUGUAUUUGGACCCACGCGAUGUCGUCGAUUCCCCCGUUGACCCCCCAAUCAGCUCGCCUCUUUACUCAACUCAACUGGACUCCAAUUCCAAUGAUCUCCCUCUGUCAGCCGUGAGCUGGCCUGCCCCGCCCCCCUCUUCCCCGCCCCCCAGUCAGGACCACGUAGCGGCACUGCCCGUGGAGCGCUGGGCCCAAAACGUCAAUAGAUACUACGGCUCCCAGAAUGCAACAGGAGGAGGGGGAGAGGAUGCGCCCUGUGAGGAGCUGUCAGAGCUGGAGUCUCUGUACCAGGCCAGUCUGCUGGCUCCCAGCAUGCACCGGGGCAGCCGCGGAGUCAGUCCUCAACCAGCCAACAAUAAACCAGGUGUGAGGAGAAUGCUGUCAGGGUCUGGACGCUCCAAGACACCAACGGCUGAGAUUGAGAGAUCCGCCUACAGAACACCUGUUACAACUCAUCAGUUGGCUCGAGGUGAAGACGAGAGCUACAGUGCAGCAAACCUGCGACGCAUUGCACGCAGCCUGAGUGGAACCGCCAUGGGGUCACGACCCCAAAGUCCCAGCUCCUCCCACAGCUGUGAGCCCCCUAUGUCAAGGCCCCCCCUCAAACACUCUACCUCCUCCUCCUCCUCCUCCCUCCUCCGUCGCCCAAGCACCUCCUCCCUGCCCGUCCCCUCCUCUUCCUCAACCUCCUUCACCACAGACCACUCCUCCUCCUACCACCACCUCCCCCAACACCACCAACCCCGAAACCACGGCCCCCCAGCUCCUGCACCUCCUCCACAGCACCCUUCCUUGCAGACAUCACGGCCACCGAACCCGGGCCCCUCCUCCUGGGGACACUCAGGAGCUGGACCGAGUCUCCAGCAGCAGUUUGUGGUUGUGUCUGACAGGCAUCCGUCUCUCUCUGGUCAAAGCCUCCACAAUGUCGCGUUGAGUUACAGCACUCUGCCCCGGGCUCCUCGCCGAGCGCCUCCUCCUCCCUCCUCCUCCUCCACCGCCUCUCUCCCCAGGCCCAGAGCCGUCUCCGCUCCCGCCCCCCCGCUGCCAAGUCCACAGAGUCUCUACGCCACCCUUUCCCGCCCUCGGCGCUCUGCCACCGGUCACUACCAGCAACCAUCGCUGCCCAUUAAUCUCAACGGCUCCGCCCGCUACCCCCCGCCCCCCCCCAGGGGACCAGUGGAGGCCCCCGCCCAGCCGCUCCGCCUGGACGUGCCCCCCGAGACCGACUGGCGCCGAGAAGCCGACUACAGGACUCUCGGCUCCUCCUGGGACCCCCGCGCCGCCAGCCACCACCACCUCCAGCACCACCACCUCCAGCACCACCAGCCCCUCCAGCACCACCAGCCCCCCCACCACCACCAGCCCCUCCAGCGGAUCGGCUCCCACCAGCCCCCCCGGCCCCGUAGGGACCCCCAGCUCUGCUCGCUGUGCCAGCAGCUGCCUGCUGAGCCGCCGCGUCCCUACUGUCGCUCCUGCGGAGCGUAUGUGGCUCGGUUCCGCCCGGUCAGCUGAUGCGGUCAGCUGACUCCUGCAGACGCCACAGCACAGGAGUCCCGUUCCAAAUGUCUUGUAUCCAUCAAGAUGAAGAUUUAAAAUGUGCCAAUGUUUCUUUUGGGUCCAGUGCAGCCCAUAAUCCUGUCAUCACCGCGGUGGAUGUCUCACUUUAGAAUAAAGCUCGCUCUGGUUUCUCCUCGGUUUCCCACAGAGGAGCAGCCAUGAAACGGAUGGAUCUCUUUAUAUUCAAUCUGUGGACGUCUGCUGGAUUUAAGCACAUAUUAGCUAUUCUAUCAAGACAAAGCACAGCGAUGUACACAUGGACCAGGAGAAGAAGGCUGAUGAUGAGCAGAGCGAUCCUGGAGACAUAGCUGCUAAACAACUGUCUGUGGAAAAACACAUCAAUAAUCAAGUUAGUUAUUCCUCUGCUGGGUGUUAGAUUGAUCAUAUUCAUUUUGACUUAAUGGGAUAAAGAAAACCGUUGCGUAAUUAAACAUUUUAUGGUUUAAUUAAUCCAAACUAUUUUGAUAAUUGAUUAACAUUAUUUUCCAAGUUAAGACACUUUCUUCAUUCCAGGGUCUUAAAUGUGACAGUUUACUACUUUUAGUCUUAUGUGAUAAUAAAAUGUGUAUCUUUUGUUUAGUCCAACAAGCAGACUAAAAACACAUUAACAAACUCUUCAAGUGAUCACACUUCAGUCUCUUUUAUCACAUUGCUUUGCAUUUAUCAGAAUUAUUGUAAUACAAAAAAUCCUGCUGAAUGCUUCAGAACAAAUAAUUCUCAACAUUCAUUGUGACAAAGCAAAGUAUUAAUUGUUGGUUACAGUUUAUUCAGGCCUGCAAUUUGCAAAUAUUUCAUUUGUGAUGGAAAUCUUGUUUGUUUAGUCUAUGAAGACGAGGAAAGUGAAGCUGAAACGAGGGGAUUUCUGUUUAUAAAAAUAAGUGAUUAACAAAUCGCUGCCGCUUUAGUUUAGUGCUUGAUUUCAUUAAGUUGCAAAUAACCAACUAAUCCUUUCAGCUUUGGGGACUCGGUUGGAGACGAUUCAGUUGAAGAUUGAUGUUUUUGUGAUGUUCUGAUCUCCGAUGCAGCUGAACAGAGGUCCGGUUUUUAAAGUAAGGACAUCGAGGCACUAAAGGAAGUUGUUUGUGUCCCAGAAUAUAAAUCUACUUAUUACUCUAUUUAUUUUUGUAGGCUUGUGAGAGUUGUGCCUAGAUGAAACUAUUCUACCUGAAUAUACUCUAAUACUAUAGUCUAAUUUUCUAUAAGUAGUCAGUCGCCUUGUUUUGGGAUGUGGAGCCUUCUUAUAAUGUACACAAGGCUGUUAGUGAUCAUUAACUAAAGGUUUUAUUUUGACAGCUAAUAUUUAGCAUGACGUUUUAUUGUAGCCUUGAGAGACUUGGGUGUGCAUUUAAUGUCACGAGACUAUAUGCAGAUCUUUCUUAGCGCAGCAUCUCGACUGCAUUUAAACUCUUUAACGACUAUUUAGUGCACUUCAGAAGUGUUGAAGAUUUCUCUUGACGUGCUUGUUGCUGGUUUCUGUUGACUUCCUCCCGUUGUUAAGGGAGACGCUCUGCGUGACGUUUAUGGGCUUGUUUUUGUACUCUGAUGUCUUUGGAUUGGUUCAGUAGAUUAACGAAGGGACGCUAAUAUGUCCCACUGCCAGAAGCUCUCGCUCCAAACGAGCAAAACCUGGAGCUGCACGUUCAUUUUAAACCAUUUUCACCUGCCGUCUAUCUGCAGGUCACUCGAGAUAUCGGUCAUCAUCAUUUCAAAAUUGCAUAAAUAGUCCUGAUUUAUUCGCUCCAAAAUCUGUUGUUUGACUGACGGCGAGUAAAAAGGUUCAUUUGGUUAUUAGUGCAGACCAGUGCUGGGUUCAUAAUAGUCACUUUUUUUUCACCAUGGUAAAUGGGCUGUUUCUCUUUUUUGCUUUGCUAGAUUUUAUUUUGUCGAUUUUUGGUAUAUUUUUUAUGCUUAUUUUUCUACAUUGUAGACUUAACACAGAUGAUACGAUGAUUAAACUGUUAAACGCAAAA
This is a messenger RNA of Pungitius pungitius (ninespine stickleback), 7508 nucleotides long. RefSeq names its product ubiquitin specific peptidase 54a (gene usp54a). The record is from RefSeq and is a predicted model, not a curated record. The coding region runs from base 622 to 5493 and encodes 1623 amino acids. Gene Ontology annotation, molecular function: cysteine-type deubiquitinase activity. NCBI's taxonomy places the organism in Eukaryota, Metazoa, Chordata, Actinopteri, Perciformes, Gasterosteidae. The transcript has 22 exons. Gene Ontology annotation, biological process: protein deubiquitination.